Messenger RNA from Lacerta agilis (Sand lizard), 2224 nucleotides. RefSeq names its product ring finger protein 166 (gene RNF166). The coding region runs from base 1 to 762 and encodes 253 amino acids. Lineage: Eukaryota; Metazoa; Chordata; Lepidosauria; Squamata; Lacertidae. Gene Ontology annotation, biological process: protein polyubiquitination; ubiquitin-dependent protein catabolic process. Gene Ontology annotation, molecular function: ubiquitin protein ligase activity; metal ion binding. The record is from RefSeq and is a predicted model, not a curated record. The transcript is spliced from 6 exons.
AUGGCUGCAGCGAUGUUUCGAAGCCUGCUAGUGUCCGCGGGCGGGACCCGCGAGCGACUCCUUCUACCGCCGCACCCUCGCCCGCCCCGCCGCCGCCGCACCCGCCUGAGGCCGGCGGCCGCGCUGGAGGCCCAGUUCAGCUGCCCCAUUUGCCUGGAGGUCUAUCAGCGCCCCGUGCGCAAAUUCGCCCCCUGCAGGCACACAUUCUGUGGGGAAUGCCUGCAGCCGUGCCUCCAAGUACCAUCUCCUCUCUGCCCACUCUGCCGCAUGCCCUUUGACCCCAAAAAGGUGGAGAAAGCCUCCAGUGUAGAGAAGCAGCUCUCCUCCUUCAAGGCUCCCUGCCGGGGCUGUAGCAAAAAGGUGACCCUCGCAAAGAUGAGAUCCCAUGUCACAUCAUGUACUAAGGUUCAGGAGCAGAUGGCCAACUGUCCAAAGUUUGUUCCUGUUGUCCCGACGUCCCAGCCCAUUCCCAGCAAUAUCCCAAACCGGUCCACAUUUGUGUGUCCCUAUUGUGGAGCGCGGAACCUGGACCAGCAAGAGCUGGUGAAACACUGCAUGGAAAACCACCGCAAUGACCCCAACAAAGUGGUAUGCCCAGUCUGUUCAGCCAUGCCUUGGGGUGACCCCAGUUAUAAGAGUGCCAACUUCCUACAGCAUCUUCUGCACAGGCACAAGUUCUCCUAUGACACGUUUGUGGACUACAGCAUCGAUGAAGAAGCAGCAUUGCAAGCAGCGCUGGCACUCUCCCUCUCCGAGAACUGAGGGCGACCGCCAUGGGGUGGAUCGGGACUGUUCAGGGCUCUUGCUGACCUUCCCCCACACAGUGGGGAGGCACAACCCCUCACCCUUCCCUCGGCCUCCAUCUAACAAGUAGGCAGCCCAUUCCCUUGGCUCCUGUCCUGCCUUCUUCUGCCAGGUGGAACCUUCCUUCAUUUUUCGGAGCUCAGAGGUGAGGGGAUUCGAUGUAGGCGCCUGAACGGGAAAAUGCAGCGGGGGACCCCGACCUCGCCCACUUCGAACUGUCGUUUGGGCCCACUUUGUACUUCCAGUUGGACAUUCCAUAUGUAACUUCAGCGCAGAGGGUAUAUUUUAUUAAGAUGCUUUUACUAAGAUUUUAGCACUGUUGGCCCUCAUCCUGUUUGCGGUUUAUAUAGCAACAACGCAUUUUGUGAGGAACUCUGUAGUUUAACCCUUUUUUAAAAAAAAAGAAAUAUCGCCUGUGGUUUUUGUUAAGUCAUUUGGGAUUUUUUUAUUAUUAUUUAAAAGAACAAGAAGCAUGGGACACAGGCACUUUGUAGGACUAUUUAUUACGCCCUUGGGGGGCAAACUGCUUACCACUCAGCCAUUGCAACAGAGGCAGCAAACGCUGGGAGUGCGUGGAAAUGCCAAAGAAAGGCAUUUCAAAAGGAUCCAGAAUCCCCAAGUCAGGUUAGGAAGCCAUUCCUAGCCACAUGCAUCUUUCUCUCCCUUUCCCUUCUGCACCCCACCCCCCAAACAAACCUUCCUCAUUUUGUACCGGCUUUUGUGAUAACUCUACAUGCAGCCUUUCCCAGCCCGGUGCAUUCCAGGUGAUUUGGACCACAGUCCCUAUCAGCACCAGCUGGGAGUUGUAGUCCAAAACUCGUGGGAGCCACCAUGCUGCCUGAGGCUGCCAUGUAGGUUAUCUGUAGGGGGUUUUUUUCUACAUCUCUCGGUGUGACAAUACUCUUUUCACAUUUUAUAGAGAGAAAAACAAAACAGUUAACUGUUGAUACUGCAAUAUCUGUGUUUGACUAGGAACAAUAGUAUUUUUAUGGAGCAUUAUUUUUUAAAGUAUAUUUUUUAAAGAAAAAAAGAGGUAUGUAUUCCAAGAAUUUCAGGGUGGGGGUGGGGGGCAUGCCAGAACCUGGAGUGGAGAAGGGGCUUCCUUUCAUUAACACUGGAGCAAUCAGACUAUUGUCGUCUUCUUGUUUUUCAAUAUUUCUCUUCUCUUCCCUCCACUCCCCACAAAAAAGGAAAAAGAUCUUUGUUGAAAUGACCUUUCUGGGUUUCCUUUUCUCCAAGUAACAAUCCUUUCUUUUUAGAAGCUAGAGGGGGAGAGAGAAACUUGUGCGGCCAUUUCAGGUUGUCAUAAGCUGUUACACGCCACAAGGUACUGCAAGGUUUUAUCAUCCAGGUAUCAUGCUAAUGGAUCAGCAGGUCCAAAGUAGACUUGAAAGAAAUAAAAGCUGUGAAUAAGCUACAA